AUGGAAGCUUCAGCUUCAUUGUCAAACCUACCUCAGGACAUCAUUCGACAUAUACUUUUGCAGUUGCCGGUGAAGUGUGUGAUUCGAUGCCAGUGCGUAUGUAAACAGUGGCGUUCAUUGAUAGACGAUUCAGAUUUCAAGUUCUCGUAUCGUGGACAACUUCGAAUGAUCCUCCUCUCCCCCGAAUUCAAAAGCAAGGAUCGCUGGAGGAGGUCGAUAGUUAAAUCUACAAGCCAUGAUCUUCGUCUUCGAAGGCAUAAAUGGCCGUUCGGAGAGGAGUCUCCAUUGAUUCGUGAAGACAAUCUUAGAGUUUUGUGUUCUUGCAACGGGCUUGUGCUUCUUCUUCGGGUGGGUACGGAAGAUAUUUGGUUGUGGAACCCGUCCACCAAGUGUUCGACGAAAGUGCUCGAGUCUCCAUAUCCGGAGGAGUUUAACCAUAUUUAUCUUGGAGGGCUAUGCUACGACUCAUGCACUAGCGAUUACAAGGUCGUCCUAUUAAUACACCCCAUUGGAUUUGAUCCUUUUGAAUUUGGCUAUCCAUUUUAUCCAUUUUUCAUCUCUGCCAGCUUCAAACACAAAAAGUGGCGACAAGUGCAGUUCCCUUGUAACUCGAAAUCUGUUAGAGCCGGCCUUGAGUUUCGCAAUACAUUUCAUUGGUGGGCAAGUGACAUGAAAGAUUGGGAUUGGUAUAAGAAUUACUCGUCGGAUAGGAAUAAGAUCGUAUAUUUUGAUCCUGCACAUGAUGAAUUCAGAAUUUUGCCUUUGCCCACCCCCGAACUAAGCAAAAACUUCUCGAUAUUCGGGUUGGGGGUUAUAGAUGACUGCUUAUGCAUGGCCGCAUGCUUGGUUCAUGAUGAGGAAGAAGAACCCAAAAUCAAAACAAUAUGGAUUAUGAAGGAAUAUGGUAGACAAGAAUCAUGGAUGAUUGCAUUUACUAUGCAAAUGCCUGAACUUGGAGAUAUUUAUGGGAGUUAUGGCUUAACAUUCUAUUCUCAAAAGAAGAAUUUUAAUUUCAAGACUUUGAAUAUCAAUUUUGCUUUCUUUAUUGGGUUCGAGGCUUUGAACAUUUAUGAAGAUCAGAGGAGAAUACUCUUUGGGUGA
Messenger RNA from Ipomoea triloba (trilobed morning glory), 1101 nucleotides. Its product is annotated as F-box/kelch-repeat protein At3g23880-like. The coding region runs from base 1 to 1101 and encodes 366 amino acids. The transcript has 2 exons. Gene Ontology annotation, molecular function: protein binding. Lineage: Eukaryota; Viridiplantae; Streptophyta; Magnoliopsida; Solanales; Convolvulaceae. The record is from RefSeq and is a predicted model, not a curated record.